Ambispora leptoticha is the source of this 1083-nucleotide messenger RNA. Lineage: Eukaryota; Fungi; Glomeromycota; Glomeromycetes; Archaeosporales; Ambisporaceae. The record is from the annotation of a GenBank genome assembly.
AUGUCAAGGUCGUCAUAUCAACUUACAAGACGCGAAAUUCAGGGAUUGAUUGACAUAGAUCAAAUUUCUAAGAAACGAUAUGAUUAUUCACUUAUUUUAAUUUGUUCAAGGCUAUUAUAUCGAAUUCAACUGAAAUGCUAUUUACAAGAUGGGAUCAAAGACUCGGAAAUCAACGAGAUCGUAACUCGUGAAACCGUUCUAAUUCAACGUUUAAAUUUGCUAAAAGGCUUGGAUGCUGGCAUAAUAUUUGAUUACUGUAAUCAACUGACAAGUGCUGAAAAACCUCUCGAAAUUAUGCGCAGCAUGCUGACCGGAGAAGAUCAUUCCCGCGAAGCUUCGAAGGUUAAACGUAUUUAUAAAAAUCUUGUGACUUUAAUUGAUGAUUUGCAAAUUGCAAAAAACAUGCCACCCGAACAAAGAGACGCCUCAAAUUCUAAGAGAUAUCUAUUCCGACAAAUUAAUUUCGCAAUUACCGACUCAUUAAUUUCUGAGGAUAAAGCUUUCAUUGAACCUCCAUUACCGCUUGUAUGGCUUCCAACAUUAACAAACCGAGAAAAAGUUACACAAAGUAAAACCUCUGCUUUUUCAUUACGCAAAAGAAAAGAAUUUACAACUAGUGGAAAAUUUCGAAAUCGAUUAUUACGAAUGUCACAUGUUCAAGCAAUUAUUGAAAAUUCGCGUGCGUUCGAUGCAACCAGUUCCGGUAAUGCCAUAAGCCUAAGAAAAAAGAAAAGAAUCGAAAAACCACAAAGAAAAUCAAUAAUCAUAGAUAUUGAAGAAUAUAAACACGCUAAUCGUCCUUCAUCAUUUGAACCUAAAGCAAACAUGGAGAACAAACAAGAUGUUAUGUCAAUUGAAUUUCUAGUUUCAAAUAGUGUGAUUCAAACACCAGAUCCACUUCCUUCUAUAAGUAACGUAUUAAGCAAUGCCCUACUUUCAAAUCACCGUUCGGCAUUUACGAGAAUUUUACCGAAGAAUACCUUGCCACGUGGUUAUAUGCAAUGCUGCAAUCAUAAUUUAAAGAAAAAUUUACGACAAUUGUGCUCAUGCAUACCCAUUAAUGCACCCCGAACUUCCUUUUAA